Molecule: messenger RNA, 2927 nt
Organism: Marchantia polymorpha subsp. ruderalis
Lineage: Eukaryota; Viridiplantae; Streptophyta; Marchantiopsida; Marchantiales; Marchantiaceae
Source: the annotation of a GenBank genome assembly
ACGAGCGAUUGAAGUUGUCGCUGGAAAUAUCUGGAAGGAAAAGCUUUGUCAUCUUUCGAGGAAGUUAUGGAUGAGCCACAGGACACGAACAUACGUGGAGAGCUGCGUUUCAUGAGUGUUUGAAACUGACCGGCCCGGAGCUGAGUCUAGCGAAUUUACGAAAAGGAGAAUUGGAGCAGAGGCAGGGGUUUUGUCUCUGGUCGUGGUUGUCCGAGAGCUUUCAUCCUGCUGCGCCUACGGUUUAUCUCCAUAGUCAUGCUUUUGUGACAUUCAUGCAGGUCCAAACACCUUGCCUUUGUCGUUUUACAGGUGACUCCACAACACCGAUUCGGGCUUUUCUGCUUCACAAUCAAUUGAGGUUUUCAGCUUCAGAAAUUCUGGAGGUCGUAUUCUGCGAACAAUCUGCUCCAUGGAUUGAUGAGUUUUCCAGUUCUCAGGGGAAACUGGAGGACGACAGAUUGGUAGAGAUUAAUUGGGAAGGUCGAAGGUGGAGGUAAAGGAGAAUGAUUUGCAUUUCUGGAAUUCCGUGGAAAUUCCCUCGGGCGCAUUGUGGGAGUGGACUGUCAGUAGGGGAACCGAAGCAGGUUGGUAGCUGUGGAGGAAGUUGGAACGGCAAGUGGAAUGGAGGAUUUCUUAGUAAAAGUGCUCGCCAGAUUUACAGAGUUCGGGCCGUGCGCACUGCCGAGGGUGUGGGAGAGGGAACAUCCGAGUUUUCUCUGGAUUGGAGACAUCUGGUUGGUGAGAGGGAAGAGGCUAAAGCAGUCGUGUCCCAGUUCUUAAGGUCUCGAGGGUUCAGUGCGUCUGUUGCAACCCGAACGCUGAAGAAUGCUACUCUUUUUACUGCCCACCUGCUCGGUAUUUUGCACUCUCAGCAUCGCGCGCGUUACCUCGCAGGAGAAGAGCUGGGAACAGAAGAGAUCCAGGGCACAUUGCUUCCCUAUCUCGAAAGCUUAGCUGCCAAGUAUGGCAGAGGUACACCGGAGGUCAUAGUGAGCUUUCCCGAUGUGCCAGCCCCGUGGACUGGUGGAGAUGUGCUGUACAGCAUAACAACGGAUAGUGAAGGCCAAGAGAAAGUGAUUGAGGUAAAUCUUGCAGAAUGUCCAGCUCUAUUGGGACAUUGCAUCCAUGGAAAGUUGCCUGCAGCCGUAUCUUACUGUUUAAGUAUUGGAAUGACUUCGGAGCAGAUCAACGAUGUGAUACAGCGCUUUCCAGCCUUUGCCCAUUACAGUGUAGACAACAAAAUAAUGAAGGUUAUAGACUACGUCCUAGGAAUGGGUUGUUGUCCUACAAGCAUACCAAAGAUCAUCAUGAAAAGACCUCAACUUUUUGGCUGCAGCGUGGAGGAGAACCUCCGACCGACAGCCAGAUUUCUUGAGAGUAAUGGAGUAGAACCUGAGAAAUGGGCCAAGAUCAUGGUGAAUUUUCCUCAAAUACUCACUUACAGCCGGAAAAAACUACAACUGGUUAUAGACUUUCUUUUAGAGAUCGGAAUCCCUCCUGCCACGGUCGGCAGGGUCUUAUCCAGGUUUCCACACCUUGUAGGUUACAGCCUAGAAGCAAAACUAAGGCCCAUGGCCAUGUACUUCAAGUUGAUAGGAAUUCCCGACUUUAGUCUAGUAGUUAUACGUUCACCUCAGACCUUAGGUCUGAGUUUGGAGAAGAACAUCAAGUGCACCGUCGAGUUUUUCUUAGGCCUAGGAUACAGUAUUGAACAGGUGGCCGUUUUGGUGAACCGGUUCCCUCAAAUCUUGGGGUUGAAUGUGGAAAACAACCUACUCCCGAAAUGGAAAUUUUUCAUUAAGAUGCGUCGGAAACACUCCGAGCUGAUUGACUUCCCUCAGUACUUCGGAUACAGUCUUGAAAAAAGAAUACGACCACGAAACGCAAUUCUCGAAUCGCGUGGAGUUACCUGGACUCUGAACAGGAUGCUGAGCACUACGGACCAAGGCUUCCAAACACAUCUAGACAAAUGCGAUGGUGCGCUAGCAGCAGCUGAUCAGAUAAGGCAUGCAGCGAAGGUGGCCAGCGAAGAAAGUGUGGUUCUGUGAUUCAUGGCAACAAGUUCCAGGAACUGGACGAGACCUCUGCAAUUUCAGGUCUAUAGACUGAAACUUUGCCGAUAGUCCAAGGGUGUAUUCUAACAAGAUGUCUACAAUCUCUUAUCGUCUAUUUGGUUUGGGGCACUCUUUCGCCUGUAGCAGAGCCCUCAGGGGUUUAGUGCCUGCAGGCAUUGAGUAAGUUUCACUGGGCAUCCAGUAGACGUGUAAGUAUUAAAUUGGUUGAUUUGGGGUAAGGCCGGACCAAAUUAGUCUGUCUGCCCCUAUCUAGAAACAGCUGAAGAGGUUGAUCGCGAGUGUGCUGGCCACUCAAACAUGAAGUUCAUCUGGUGCACGGCCUUGUAAAUUCUGUCACGUCAUUGUACAAAGUUCUGAUCUGGUAUGCCUCUUCUCGCAGUUUCUCUUAGGUCGGAUACUGCACCCGCCAAGAUUCUUCAGGUCGUAACUCGUAUACUUCUUACAGUUGCCUUUUGGUCGUGUCAAAAGUACCCAUGGCUAAUGUAUGAAAGCUCCUCGUUAGGGCAGCAUCCUGAUGAGUGCAAAAGGGUCUUUCAUCUCACAUGUCUUCUCGUACACUCGCAGUGAUGACUAGAUACUGUAUGUAAUGCAGGCCUCAUAAAUUCCGGCAAAUGCCAAGUUUCCCAGAAUUAAAUAAAUUCUGGCAAAUUUUUCAUUAAUUCUUAAUUCUUAAUUUUUCUUUUUUCUUAAUUCUGGCAUUGCCAUAAUUAAGAAAAUUCAUCUAAACAAAAAUGAAUUGUUAGAUGAAAAAUAGAAUUUCUCCUAUAUGAAUAGAAUUCAAUUGCAUGAUUUCAUUUCCGGAGUGAACAAUUUCAUUUCACUUCCUUCGUCGUAUUGUUUGGCCACAAUCGU